UGUUCAGUUAGUGUAAUAACAUUCCGCACGGCUGAGCCAAAAUGGCGCCUUUUUCCAGCACUCAGUCGCUUUGAAUAAAUAUGGAGCUCCCAGAGCCCAUCAGGAAGCGUUUGGGAGACUUUUCUCGGACUGUGUUCAUAACUCAAAGUCGUACAGAAGAUCGUUUUAAGUCAUUAGGGCACAACGAUGACGUUAUAUCCUGUCUCCCGCUUCAGAUGUCUCUCUACUUCAACGCCUACUACUUUCCUCUGUGGUGGGUCAGUGAAGUUGUCGUUUUACACCUCAAGUAUCCAGCUCUACCGGAUUAUUACAAGUUCAUACUCAUUACUGUCCUCAUUCUGAUGACACUUAUAGAGGCUAUCAGGCUUUAUCUGGGCUAUGCUGGGAAUCUGCAGGAGAAGGUCCCAGAACUAGCUGGAUUCUGGCUCCUAACUCUUCUUCUUCAGUUCCCACUGACCUUGUUCCAGCUUUUCAAUGAAGCCAUCCUUAUUCAGCCUCUAGAGAGAGGAGUUCACAUUGUGCUGGCCCUCUUCCUACUAAUAGAAUCUGUCACAGGGUUUGUGGCAUUGCGUAUGAUGGUCAGGCACUCGGAGAGUCACUUCCACCUCAGACAGUUUGAUGGAUUCCAGGAGCUUAGACCCCAAUCGUGCCUUACCCACUCCUAAUCAGAUGGAUACAACAUGAGCAGCAUUCACUCUGUCUUUCAAUGUUGAAGAUGUGUGUUAACUGAGGAUGUACAAUGGUUGUUGGAGGAAGAUUAUUCGAUUUAUAUGUUAUCAUAUGUUUUGACUUUUUAUUGAAACAAUUGAAGGAAAUAAAAUUUUAGUAAAUAAUG
Paramormyrops kingsleyae is the source of this 835-nucleotide messenger RNA. RefSeq names its product transmembrane protein 17 (gene tmem17). NCBI's taxonomy places the organism in Eukaryota, Metazoa, Chordata, Actinopteri, Osteoglossiformes, Mormyridae. Gene Ontology annotation, cellular component: ciliary transition zone. Gene Ontology annotation, biological process: non-motile cilium assembly. The record is from RefSeq and is a predicted model, not a curated record.